AUGGGGUCGGAAGAUAUUCAUGAGAGGGAGAAGGAGAUAGUGGCUUCAGUCCGACCGCCUCAUCAGCGUCGACUGAGUCCGUUCGUUAUCGCUGGUCGUGCUGAAGAGAAACAGCUGGGGAUAUCGACUCGUCGGUUGAACGUCAAUGACUUCGCACUGUUGAAGACACUGGGCACAGGCACAUUCGCUCGGGUGUGGUUAGUGAAGUUGAACGACGAAAGGCAACGCAAGAACAGGGUCUACGCUCUGAAGAUACUCCGAAAGGCAGAUGUGAUCAAGCUGAAGCAAGUCGAGCAUGUCCGCAACGAACGGAAGACUCUCGCAGAUGUUUCCGGCCAUCCUUUCAUCACGACAUUGAUUGCCUCCUUCUCCGAUGACCAGAAUCUAUAUAUGUUGUUGGACUAUUGCCCUGGAGGCGAGAUAUUCAGCUACCUACGACGCGCACGACGCUUCAACGAGAAUACAUCCAAAUUCUACGCGGCCGAGAUAGCGUUAACCAUCGAGUUUCUCCAUGACGUGGAGGGAGUGGUUUAUCGAGACCUUAAGCCGGAGAAUAUCCUGCUUGACGCCGAGGGUCAUAUCAAGCUAGUCGACUUUGGGUUCGCAAAACAGGUUGGCGACCAUGAGACCUAUACUCUGUGUGGGACUCCCGAGUAUCUCGCCCCGGAAGUGAUUCAUAACAGCGGCCACGGCCUUGCCGUAGACUGGUGGGCUCUAGGUAUCUUAAUAUACGAGUUCCUUGUGGGACAGCCGCCAUUCUGGGACCAAAACCCGAUGCGCAUAUACGAGCAGAUCGUCGAGGGCCACAUACGUUAUCCUCAGAACAUGUCGCCCGCAGCCCAGAACAUCAUAUCGUUGCUGUGCAAGACCAACCCGACUGAGCGGUUGGGCUAUAUCUCUGGGGGCUCAGCCCGAGUCAAGACGCAUCCCUUUUUCGAAGACAUCAACUGGGAUGACCUGUUCUACCGCCGCAUCAAGGGACCGAUCAUCCCUCGAGUCGAUCAUCCUGCGGACACUGGAAACUUUGAAGAAUAUCCAGAUCCGGAUGUGAAGAAUCAGAGUCUUUACACUGAUGAUUUGAGAGACAAGCCACUCUUUGUCGUCCCGGCGACGACCGCACAUGCGUUUCAAGCGCACCCGCUGGUGACAUCUACCAUACAUCCUUCACCCUACCAUAGGCUUGAGGCCGUCUAUGGUGGCAGACUUUUGCCUUGCUCGCAAUACACCCCACGAAGCCUUGCAGCGACUACGGCACUUGUCCUAGUCUACAGCGAAGAGCUCUACGCCCGUACUCUACUAUCUACUGCGUCCUGCGACGCACCACAAUAUUGCGCGUGAUGUCUAGCUGCAUGCUUCUGCCAUAUCUGAUGUGGCUUCUCGACAUGAAGCGGGCUACAUAUCCCGACCGGACACUGACAACUUGCGAGCACGCUAUGGAGAGAACUCAUCAUGACUUCACUCUCGGAUCCUGCAACGAGCCUUGUUAUCGAUCAAUACUUCAGUUGUCUUUAACCUUCUAAGCAUGAUGUGCUUCCUACUACAUUCCUUUCUAUUCUUGAGCGUUCCAGAUUGGCGAGCCGGUCAUUCACACUACACCUACAGCGCGAGGUUUCAUCGAACACAAGCCAUCUACUCACAGCAUUCUCAGGAGGAACUGCUGCUUACACCCAUCCUGCCAGUUCCUCUUAUCAGCGGACUAGUCAGGGAUAUCUUCAGUCACGAUAAUGAGUAACGAUGUCUGGUUUCUUGCACAUGCUUUCUGUCCACCUUUAACGGGUCCCA
Messenger RNA from Aspergillus eucalypticola CBS 122712, 1782 nucleotides. RefSeq names its product cAMP-dependent protein kinase. The transcript is spliced from 5 exons. The record is from RefSeq and is a predicted model, not a curated record. The coding region runs from base 1 to 1338 and encodes 445 amino acids. Gene Ontology annotation, biological process: peptidyl-serine phosphorylation. Gene Ontology annotation, cellular component: cAMP-dependent protein kinase complex; nucleus. Gene Ontology annotation, molecular function: cAMP-dependent protein kinase activity; ATP binding. Lineage: Eukaryota; Fungi; Ascomycota; Eurotiomycetes; Eurotiales; Aspergillaceae.